AUGGUCGCGUCCAGCAUCCUCUCCGUUUUGUUCCUUGCCGUCUCCCUGGUUGCGACAGUCCACCCAAUCAAUGGGAAAUUGGUUGGUCGUGAAGUGUCUUUCUCAACCGUCAACUCGCGGUAUGAGAGUCUCAGCACCCAGGCAAGCCAGCUCCGCCAGAGCAUCAACGGCGGAUCUAUCUCCCAAGCCGAGGUUCGAAGUAGAAUAGCAUCCCUCUGCAGUGCGGCUAGUCAGACCUUCCAAGUUGCCCAUCAGUGUGGCACUUGUUAUGCACCUGGAACAGUGAACACCCUGAGCCAGUCUGCUAGCCGCACAUUUCGUGAGAUAAGCUCUCUUGCCCAGGUUGUCAGCCAGACCUUUGGAGCAGAUGCCCCCAGCAUCUUCAGUUCCUUUGCUCGGUUGGAUGGACAGAUGAGUCAAAACAUCCAAAGAUUUGCCCAGGGUGGCGUGGCAACUCAAUCGCUCCUGCCUGCCCAACUCGGCUCGACCUUCCGCCAGGUAGGACUCUCGCAGACCGCUAACUUCGCGAGCCAAUCCUCCACUUCGACCCGAUCCUCUUCUUCAACCCAAUCCUCCUCCUCGACUAGUCAAGUGAGUUCUCAAACCGUGAGCUCGCGGUAUGAGAGUCUUAGCAGCCAAAUAAGCCAGCUCCGCCAGAGCAUCAACGGCGGAUCUAUCUCCCAAGCCGAGGUUCGAAGUAGAAUAGCAUCACUCUCCAGCGCGGCUAGUCAGACCUUCCAAGUUGCCCAUCAGUGCGGCACUUGUUAUGCACCUGGAACAGUGAACACUCUGAGCCAGUCUGCUAGCCGCACAUUCCGCGAGAUCUGCUCCCUUGCCCAGGUCGUCAGCCAAACUUUUGGACAAGACGCCCGCAGCCUCUUCACUCCCUUUGCCCGGUUGGAUGGACAGAUUAGUCAAAAUAUCCAAAGAUUUGCCCAGGGUGGCGUUGCAACUCAAUCCCUCCUACCUGCCCAACUCGGCUCGGCCUUCCGCCAGGUGGGACUCUCGCAGACCGCCAACUUCGCGAGCCAAUCCUUCACUUCGACCCGAUCCUCUUCUUCAACCCAAUCCUCCUCCUCGACUAGUCAAGUGAGUUCUCAAACCGUGAGCUCGCGGUAUGAGAGUCUUAGCAGCCAAAUAAGCCAGCUCCGCCAGAGCAUCAACGGAGGAUCUAUCUCCCAAGCCGAGGUUCGAAGUAGAAUAGCAUCACUCUCCAGCGCGGCUAGUCAGACCUUCCAAGUUGCCCAUCAGUGCGGCACUUGUUAUGCACCUGGAACAGUGAACACUCUGAGCCAGUCUGCUAGCCGCACAUUCCGCGAGAUCUGCUCCCUUGCCCAGGUCGUCAGCCAAACUUUUGGACAAGACGCCCGCAGCCUCUUCACUCCCUUUGCUCGGUUGGAUGGUCAGAUUAGUCAAAACAUUCAAAGAUUUGCCCAGGGUGGCAUUGCAACUCAGUCGCUCCUGCCUGCCCAACUCGGUCCGGCCUUCCGCCAGGUAGGACUUUCGCAGACUGCCAGCUUCGCGAGCCGAACCUCCGCCUCGUCCCAGACGGGAGGAUCUUUCCGUACUUCAUUCUAA
This is a messenger RNA of Puccinia triticina, 1578 nucleotides long. RefSeq lists its product as uncharacterized. The transcript has 9 exons. Lineage: Eukaryota; Fungi; Basidiomycota; Pucciniomycetes; Pucciniales; Pucciniaceae. The coding region runs from base 1 to 1578 and encodes 525 amino acids. The record is from RefSeq and is a predicted model, not a curated record.